Messenger RNA from Penicilliopsis zonata CBS 506.65, 1266 nucleotides. RefSeq lists its product as hypothetical. The transcript is spliced from 2 exons. Bases 1 to 1266 code for a protein of 421 amino acids. The record is from RefSeq and is a predicted model, not a curated record. Lineage: Eukaryota; Fungi; Ascomycota; Eurotiomycetes; Eurotiales; Aspergillaceae.
AUGGGUUCCUACACCGACUCCUACCGCGCUCGUUACCAGAAAGGCGGCAGCUCCAGCUCCACCGACAGUGAUGCCUCAGACCGCUCCAAGAGCACCGCUCCGACAGUGUACAGUGCGAGAUGGGCCUCGAAACCCAUCCAGGUGCCCCAUUCGUUCCAUCAUGGCGACGUGAGGGAUUCUGUCUCGACAUAUGCCUCGACCAUUCCCUCCGCGGACGACCUGCCAGAGGUACCACGCUACGAAGUUGAAGAUCGCACCCCAGAAGCUUUCCCGGCAGAGGCCCUUCCCUCCAACUCGACCGUGUUCGCCGACCUGUUUCCUUCCUCCCGACGCCUGCUCAUCCGACACGACGAUGCUACCAUCGACGGUAACAUGAAUCUCCGCGUCGACACGACAGCGUCACAUCGGGGCGGGUACCAGCGAGAUGUCACCCUGUUCCAUCUCCGUAUGUAUGAUCUGUAUUCGCGCAAGUUCUCCUUCCGCCGCUACUGUCGAGAUUCGGGCCGUGAGGUUUGUCACUCGGUACGGAAGCCUCGUUCGUCUCUCCAGGAGAAAAGACCCAUGUUUCGACGCUCGUGGAGCAGCGUCUUGGCCAGUCUACGACCAGGCUCUUCGAACGGCCAUGGGGUGACGCCUCAUUCGGAACCGAAAUCGCACGAGGCAGUCUCGAAAAGUGCCCGGGACGAUGAAUUUUGGCGUCUGGACGAAGAGAAUCUCGACUCCCCGCUGGAAGGUGGAAUGGAGCGGGAGCGUGCCCCGGUGCUAGGGGAUACCACGCUGCUUGAGUUCUCCAACUACGCCCAUGUCGAAGUCAAACAUCGUGGCACCGGCUCCUCCAAACGGUACGAGUUUGAAUACUGGUCGACCAAGUAUCAGUGGCGGCGCGAAUCGCGCUGGGACGGUGACCUGCAUGAGAUCUCUUACCACCUGGUCAAUAUUCAAACCUCCAAGACUAUCGCACACAUUAUGCCCCAGAUCCUCACGCCGCUGGAAGCCGUUGAGGAGGAGAGCAAGGGGGGCUGGGUCUCCCCUUCUUCCAUGUGGAUCAGUGAUCCCUCUGUCUAUGACAAGAUGCAUGAUAUUGCAGAUGUCAUUGUGGCUACCGGCUUGAUCGUCCUGGUUGACGAUUGCAUCCGGCGGCGCUGGCAUCCGAAACGACAGAUCCCGCUCAUGCAACCUUUAAGUUCCUCGCUCUCCAGGGGGAUUGAAUUCAUGGGGCCAAAACGCCUGAUCGACGAGAUGCUUCACUGGAGGCGAACCCCAUAG